CCUACAAGGAAGCAGGGGAGACAACCAGAAUAUUAGUUGUUAUAGUUUCGAAAUCGAAAGUGGCUUCUUAAAAUUUUAAUUAAAUUAAUGAGAAAUAAAUGCGGAUUAAGAAAUUUUACCGACAGAACUAUACCAAUCAUUGCUGACGUCAUCGCUUUCAUCAAAAUAAUGAAAAUUCAAGGAACUGACGCAGAUAGUGACAAGAUCAGUCAAGAUUGCUUUCAUGAAGAACCAAUUACAGAAAACCAGCGACUGAAGAACUUACUUCUGUGCAUGAGAUGUGAGUCCAAAGACGCCAAUGUCCUUUUCCUUCCAUGUGCCCACCACCGGAUGUGCACGGACUGCGCACGUGGAAUCAAAACAUGUCCGGUCUGUCAGGAGACGAUACAAACAAGCGUCCAAACAUUCCUAUCCUAGAUUGUUCUGAAAUACUCAAAGAUAUUAAGGUUACUUGAAAAAUAUAAAAGAAAAUAAUAAACACACUAUUCAGAUAAUAUAACUGACAAGAAUGGUUUCACAACUUUUUCAACGUAUGUUCCUUUAUGCUAUAGCACACAAUCAUCUAACAUGUUUUAUGAUUAAGUGUUAAACAAUUUAUAAAAUAAACGUAUACUGCUUU
Dreissena polymorpha is the source of this 619-nucleotide messenger RNA. RefSeq names its product baculoviral IAP repeat-containing protein 7-B-like. Lineage: Eukaryota; Metazoa; Mollusca; Bivalvia; Myida; Dreissenidae. Gene Ontology annotation, molecular function: ubiquitin-protein transferase activity. The transcript has 3 exons. The record is from RefSeq and is a predicted model, not a curated record. The coding region runs from base 88 to 417 and encodes 109 amino acids.